Molecule: messenger RNA, 1366 nt
Organism: Mucor mucedo
Lineage: Eukaryota; Fungi; Mucoromycota; Mucoromycetes; Mucorales; Mucoraceae
Exons: 2
Coding region: 19-1281 (420 amino acids)
Cellular component (GO): RNA polymerase II transcription regulator complex
Molecular function (GO): transcription cis-regulatory region binding; DNA-binding transcription activator activity, RNA polymerase II-specific
Source: RefSeq, a predicted model, not a curated record
AUUUGUUUUUUUUUUCAAAUGAAUAACAACGACUUUAAUAGCAAUACAUUUACUUGGGCAUUGAAUGAUCAAGCAGUGAAUACAACCAUGGACAAAAAAGAGAUUGAACCUUAUGGUUUCUCUGAUGCUGAUCUCUUUCAGUUCUUGUUGGGUGACGAAGCCCAACAAACUGCAUUACCGGACACCAAGUCUAGCAUGGAUGAAGAUUCUAGUGAGGAUGCUAGAGAAGAGAAAAGACCUGUUGUCACAUCCAGCACAAGUCGGUUAGAUUUUCGACCGAUCAAUGAUUUUAUUCCAGAGUCACAACUAAAGACAAUGAGCUCCAAAGAGCGUAGACAACUAAGAAAUAAGAUAUCUGCACGUAACUUUAGAAAUAGAAGAAAAGAAUACAUUGGUACUUUGGAAGAUGAACUCAAUGAGCAAAAAGCAGAGAAUAGUCAACUGAAGCUAGAAUUGAAGUGGGCCAAAGCAAAGAUGGAAACAUUGGAGAAAGAAAAUGAUAAGCUUCGUCUUGAUUUGAUGUUGGGUGUAUUAUCUACACCGCAAAUACAACAGACACCACCCUUUACGAUCGAAUCUUCCAGCCUUAUCAAUUCAUCCUCUUCUGAUGAGUCUAACCUGUCUUCUCCACCCAAUUUGUUUACAGAUUUCCCUGAUAAUUGGGACUUUGUACUUCCUCAAACACAACAAGAUACUUACUUGGCACAUGCUACUGUUCCCAAUUGGAAUAUCAAUCAAGUAUUAUCCAAAGAAACCUAUGUCGCACCAGACAGUCAGUUGUUAUUCCGACAAUACCCACUCCUUGCUCCUGCUUUAAUGUCAAUCGUUUUGACUCAUACUAUGACUAUGAGCACGGAUGAAAUCUUGGCUACCUCCAAAUUAUCUCCUCUUCCUAUCACUGCCCCUACUAAAAAUACUACACAUACUAAUGCCCCUCUUGGUAACAUGACCAAUAAGGAAGCACAGGCUGUUUGGGAUAUUUUGGAACCACUUACAUUAUUAAACGAAAGAAACAAAAAUAUCACUACCACAGACGAAGAACCAGCUGUGCAGGAAAAGGUGGGUCCUUGCAACAUUCGCGCAGCUUACAAAAACGUGGUUCUUCCAUACUGUCCAGUAUCUUGGCUUCAGACAAGAGUAUGCAAAUACCUCUGUGAGUAUGUUGCCAAAUAUACAGCUGGUUGCCCUUCCCGUUGGGGCAAAGAGCCUACAAUAAUUCAAAAACCGUUGGUCCGUGAACAGAUCAACAAAUCCGAGCAAUACAUUACUACUUGCUCAUAAAUCAUACCUUUAUUUCAUUCUGCCUUUUUGUACAUACACAUAUAUAUUUUAAUUAAUAAAUAUUUUUUUUUUUUACACCACUCGA